AUGACGAUUCAAUUGGUCAAUCGUCAACCCAGUACAUUUAUCUGUCUUGAAAAAGACUUGGCUCAAAACAUCCAAUCAUGGCUACCUUCAAGAAUAUCUGUUUCAUCUACAUGGUCACUUGUCUAUAGUUUGGAUCAACAUGGUGCAAGUCUGAAUACUUUGUACUAUCAAUGUCGAAUGAUUCAUGGCCCAUGUUUAUUGGUCAUUCAAGACAAUCAUGAUGAGGUAUUUGGUGCUUACUUGUCUGAAGGUAUUCGCUCUCAAUCUUGCUGCUAUGGCACAGGUGAAUGUUUCUUAUGGAAGAAGGAUAAAAAGACAAACCUAGUCCAGACUUAUCCAUGGACAACAGCGAAUGAUUACAUGAUUUAUUCAGAUCAUGAUUUUUUUGCCAUGGGUGGGGGACAAGGUCGCUUUGGAUUAUGGCUGCAUUCAGACUUGACGCACGGCAACAGCCAAUCUUGUGCUACUUUCAAUAACCCUAUAUUAUCUGCAGCUGGAUCAUUUGAAUGCAUUGCUAUUGAAAUCUGGGAUUUUGUAUUUUAA
This is a messenger RNA of Gilbertella persicaria, 543 nucleotides long. Its product is annotated as TLD-domain-containing protein. NCBI's taxonomy places the organism in Eukaryota, Fungi, Mucoromycota, Mucoromycetes, Mucorales, Choanephoraceae. Gene Ontology annotation, biological process: response to oxidative stress. The transcript is spliced from 4 exons. Bases 1 to 543 code for a protein of 180 amino acids. Gene Ontology annotation, cellular component: nucleus. The record is from RefSeq and is a predicted model, not a curated record.